AUGUACGGCUGGCUGCUGCUAGUGCUGUGUGCGCUGCUCCCCGCGACGGCUGCGGGGAGCUCCGGCCGCUCGUACCCGCACCGCGUGGUUCUCGACCCCGAAGGCAAGUACUGGCUGCUCUGGGGCCGGCAGGGCGAGCGGCUUGCCUUCCGCCUGGAGGUGCGCACUAACGGCUACGUGGGCUUCGGCUUCUCGCCCACGGGGACCAUGGCGGCAGCAGACAUCGUGGUGGGCGGCGUGGCCCACGGGCGGCCCUACCUCCAGGACUAUUUCACAAAUGCAGACAAGGAGUUGGAAAAAGACGCCCAGCAAGAUUACCACUUAGAUUAUGCCAUGGAGAACAGUACUCACACAGUGAUUGAGUUUAGCAGAGACCUGCACACAUGUGAUGCCAAUGACAAGAGUCUCACGGAUAGCACAGUGAGAGUUAUCUGGGCCUACCACCAUGAAGAUCCUGGAGAAUCUGGUCCCAAGUACCAUGACUCAAAUAGGGGCACGAAGAGUCUACGGUUACUGAAUCCCGAGAAAGCCAAUGUGUUGUCUACAGUCUUACCAUACUUUGAUCUGGUAAAUCAAAACGUCCCCAUUCCAAACAAAGGCACGACAUACUGGUGCCAAAUGUUUAAGAUCCCUAUAUUCCAAGAAAAGCAUCAUGUGAUAAAGGUGGAGCCAAUAAUAGAGAGAGGCCACGAGAGCCUGGUCCAUCACAUCCUGCUGUAUCAAUGUAGCAGCAACUUUAAUGACAGUGUCCUGGACUUUGGCCAUGAGUGCUACCACCCAAAUAUGCCCGACGCCUUCCUCACCUGUGAAACUGUGAUUUUCGCCUGGGGCAUUGGUGGAGAGGGCUUUACCUAUCCACCUCAUGUUGGAUUAUCCCUCGGCAUGCCACCAGAUCCUCGUUAUGUGCUUUUAGAAGUCCAUUACGAUAAUCCAGCACGAAAGAAAGGCUUAAUAGACAGUUCUGGAUUGAGGUUCUUCCAUACGACGGAUACGAGGAGAUACGAUGCAGGAGUGAUUGAGGCCGGCCUCUGGGUGAGCCUCUUCCACACAAUCCCUCCAGGGAUGCCCGAGUUCCGUUCUGAGGGUCACUGCACUCGGGAGUGCCUAAAGGAGGCCCUGGGAACUGAGAAACCAAGUGGAAUCCACGUGUUUGCGGUUCUCCUCCAUGCUCACCUGGCAGGCAAAGGCAUCAGGCUGCGUCAUUUCCGCCAGGGAGAGGAAAUGCAGUUGCUGGCUUACGAUGAUGAUUAUGACUUCAAUUUCCAGGAGUUUCAGUACCUGAGGGAAGAACAGACAAUCUUACCGGGUGAUAACCUGAUCACUGAAUGCCGCUAUAACACCAAGGACCGAGCUGCAAUGACUUGGGGUGGACUGAGCACCAGGAAUGAAAUGUGCCUCUCGUACCUUCUUUAUUAUCCAAGAAUUAACCUGACCCGGUGCGCCAGCAUCCCAGACAUCAUGGAGCAGCUACAGUUCAUCGGCGUGAAGGAGAUCUACAGACCAGUCACGACGUGGCCUUUCAUUAUCAAAAGCCCUAAGCAGUACAGAAACCUUUCUUUCAUGGACGCAAUGAACAAGUUUAAAUGGACCAAAAAAGAAGGGCUGUCCUUCAACAAGCUCGUCCUUAGCCUGCCGGUGAACGUGAGGUGUUCCAAGGCGGACAACGCAGAGUGGUCGAUUCAAGGGAUGACGGCGUUACCUCCUGACAUCAAAAACCCUUAUAAAGCAGAACCUCUGGUGUGCGGGACAUCAGCGUCCUCACCUCUGCACGGCGUUUUCCCCCUCCCCUUGCUGGGAUGCUCUCUGCUUCUCGGAAGUAUGCUGAGCGCCCAGGGCUUGUGACUGCCGUACGUGGUCAGGAUGGAGUCUGGAAUACGAGACUGUCCUUUCAAGUCAGGUUAAAGACUGUGUUCACGUUAGGCCUGAAGCGAUGGAUGGGUGCGAAGAACCUGGAAACUCAUUUCGCGCACACGCUCCCUCCAUUUUCCUUCCCAGGCUCCCUGAGCGAUGUCCCUGUGGUGGUCCUCUGGGUUUCCUCAUAAAAGUCGAUGUUCUGUGCAUUCCUUUCUGGUGUAACUUCCCAGUGUGAGCAUAGCCCUCUCUCCGUCCUGUCCCAGUCCCUGUGUUUUCUACGACUUUACUCAUGGCCCUCUGACCUCGGUGUUUAUCUCUGCAUCUUUCGUUUCCUCACUCAGAGUCGAUCGAUGCCCAAGCCCACAUCAAAGUAUUUCCCAGUCUCUGCAGCGCUGCUCGGUGGGAAUUUUUUUUCUUAAACUCUGCAACUCUCUUAAAAGUCAGAGAUUCUGAUAGGUGUAGAGGUGACGGUGGCUGACUGCUGACUGAGAAAAAGUACGGAGCGCUGCAAACCCUUGCUGUGAAGGGUUCUAGAUGGGAAAAGAUUCCACAGAAGAAUAGACAGCCAUGGGGUCUGUAAGGUUCCUCACCACUCAGUGUUACCCUCUGGGUCGACCUGAGUCACAUUUCCUAUGAUAGAUUUAUUUUUAUAUUAGUUAAUAAGCUGACCUCCGAUAUAAAUUUUCCACCAACUGAGGAUCUUAUCCUUUUGGUUCUCUUUGUAUUAGCUGCUUAAAUCUUGUUUUAUAUCCUAUCUUCAGCCAUUAAGCUGAAUGUUUCGAUCAUAGUAAUAAGCUUAAUGGAAUUAAAGGUUUUGUAUAAUAUCUCAUGUGAUUCAUGAAAGAAUCAAGUUAUCGUGUACUGACGUCAUCAAAAUCAUCUGAAAAACUGUAUCUUUUCCACUUUGAGCCCUUCCUGUCUUACAAACAUAAACUAUAUUGUCAUUUAAAUAAAUAUUAUGCUUUAAAGCCUUUA
This is a messenger RNA of Rattus rattus (black rat), 2829 nucleotides long. RefSeq names its product monooxygenase DBH like 1 (gene Moxd1). The transcript is spliced from 12 exons. Lineage: Eukaryota; Metazoa; Chordata; Mammalia; Rodentia; Muridae. Gene Ontology annotation, molecular function: dopamine beta-monooxygenase activity; copper ion binding. The coding region runs from base 1 to 1842 and encodes 613 amino acids. Gene Ontology annotation, cellular component: secretory granule membrane. Gene Ontology annotation, biological process: norepinephrine biosynthetic process; octopamine biosynthetic process; dopamine catabolic process. The record is from RefSeq and is a predicted model, not a curated record.